This is a messenger RNA of Drosophila biarmipes, 879 nucleotides long. RefSeq lists its product as uncharacterized. Bases 1 to 879 code for a protein of 292 amino acids. The record is from RefSeq and is a predicted model, not a curated record. The transcript has a single exon. NCBI's taxonomy places the organism in Eukaryota, Metazoa, Arthropoda, Insecta, Diptera, Drosophilidae.
AUGUCCAAGCUGGGAGCUAUCUUGGUGAUGGGUCUGUGCCUGCUGGUGGCCUUGGCCCUGGCCGAGCCACGCCUGCCGCGGGGUCAGCAGGGGCGGGGCCAGCAGGUUCAGGUGCAGGGUCAGAGGUCGCAGCACCCCUACCUCUUCCUCACCAUUCCCAAGGGACGCGCCAAUGCCGGCGCCGUGGUCCAGGGCUUCGAGAUCGUCGAGGAGGAGGACGACCAGGACCAGGACCAGGACCUGGAUCUGCAGGACGACGACCACGAGCAGGAGCACGACGACAUCGGCGAGGACGAUGACGAGGAGCUGGAGCACCAGCUGGGCCUGAACUUUGCCCGCAGCGGCUUGGUCUACCGUAAGAACCAGGCCAUCGACGACGAGCAGGACGAUGACCAGGUUCAGGUGCCCGUGCGGGUUCAGGGCCAGGAGCAGCUGGCCAAGAAGCAGAUGAUGGUGCAGCGGGACCAGGCUGGCGCCAUCAUGGUGCCCGACGGCAUCAUCGAGAUCGAGGGCCAGAGCGUGCUGGACGAGAAGACCGGCAAGGCGGCGCUCCUGGUGCCCCGCGCCGCCCUGGACGCCAUUCCCGACGGCGCCGUCGUGGCCCUGAUGGAGCGGUCCGCCUCCGCCUCCGCCGACGACGAGGUCGAGGAGGAGCGCGCCAACCGCGUCGUGGUCCGCCGCCGCAAGAACAACGGCCGCCGCAACAUCCGCCGGCGGGGCAUCAACAACAACAACGUGCGCCGCCGCCGCCGUCCCGCCCAGCGCCGCCGUCGGGCGGGCGGCAACCGCCGGCGCAACGUGCGCGUCAUCCGCCCCCAGGGCGGCAACCGCAGGCGUGGCAACCAGAGGCGCCGCGGCCAGGUCGUCCUCCAGGGCUGA